CAAUGUUGCAGCGAGGCUGCUCGUUGUGAGAGGAGAGAGUUUCUACAUAGUGUCAGUUGAAGAAUGAGGAAACGCUUCAGGUGAAUACGUGGAACUACGCAGCAAAGUAUCAAGAACAACUUGGAUUAUUUUACUUUAAGUUGCUUCAGUUAUGAGUUACUGUCAGGAUCAGAGUGGUCCUGAUCAUCUCCAUGGAUUUAUCUUUACAAAGUGUCUUCUCCACAGGAAGAACAUCAGCUUCAGAGCCCAGCGGUGAUGUUGGCCAUGCAGCACUGCAACUCCUCAGGCAUUAUCGCCCCCUCUCCCCUCACUAACCACACCACCAUGGUGCAGGAGCCUGAGGUGGAGCUCGUUGCACAUAAUGUCACCCGUCCACUGAGCAAUCCCACAGCUGCGGGCCUCACCAUGACUCUGGGGAUCCUGUUCAAUGUGGUGGCCCUCAUCAUUCUCGCCAAGGCGUACAACCGCUUCCGGCGGCGGUCAAAGGCCACUUUUCUGCUCUUCGCCAGCUCCUUGGUGGCAACUGAUCUGGUUGGACAUGUUAUCGCUGGAGCCCUCGUACUAAAUAAAUACUCAGUAGGCACUGGGUCCACAGCUGAUGCCGUCUCCAGCUUUCAGGGUGAUCCUGCGGAUCCGGAUGCGUCUUGUCUGUUUCUGGGAGGCUGCAUGGUGUUCUUCGGCCUGUGCCCUCUCUUCCUGGGCUGUGCCAUGGCUAUUGAGCGCUGCUUGGGCGUCACCAGGCCUUUGCUGCACGCUCGUCUGGUGACCACAGCACGGACGAAGAUGGCACUGGCCCUGAUCUGGCUGCUGGCCUUAUGUGUGGCCCUUCUGCCCUUUUUCAGCCUGGGCGCCUACACACGGCAGUACCCGGGGACGUGGUGCUUUAUUAAAGUGAUGGAGGGCACCAAAGCAACAGAUCUUGCCUUCGUGAUGCUGUUCUCUGGACUGGCUUUGAGCUCUCUGUCCUUGGCCUUUGUGUGCAACACCAUCAGUGGGAUCACGCUGGUGAAAGCGCGGCUAAAGAAAAGGUCGUGCUCCCAGCGCUGCUCAGCCAGGUCCCAUGACACUGAGAUGGUAGUCCAGCUGGUUGGCAUCAUGGUGACCUCCUGCAUCUGCUGGAGCCCUCUGCUGGUCUUUGGACUGAUAUCAGCCACGCGCUCCUACAGUGGCUUCCUGGACACUGAGAGAGACACUUAUAGGCGCCUGAUGAUGACAGGAGUCAGGAUGGCGACCUGUAACCAGAUCCUGGACCCGUGGGUCUACAUCCUGCUGCGGCGCGCCAUCCUCAGGAAGAUCUACCGCAUCACAAAAAGACAGGCCAGUUUCAAGGGGAGCAUGUUCCGCUCGGUUCGCUGGGACCUCAGCUCCUUCCAGAACUCAGAGAAAAGCAGUGUUAAUAAGAUUUAAAUGGACUACUGCAGGAAGAAAGGGGACGCGUCAUCUAUCACGUUUAAGGGCUGUUUCUUCCCAGCGGGAUCAACACAGAGCCCAGCAGUCCAUCAUCUGGAUCCAAAUUAAGUGUUUAAAGGUCUCAAUGAAAAGAGAUGACUCUCUUGGCUGCUGGGAAUGAGAGCCACCCUGGUUCAUGAGUAUGAAGGUUAUGUGUCAGGAUCCAAAGGGGUUACAAAAUGGAGCAUGUUCCAUGUUUGAAUUAUCACUGACCAGCUAAUGACAACUACAGUAUGAGCCAGUGUUAAAAGCCCCAACACGUAUAUAAAUAGUGUUUAUCAGAGUGGAACAUGGCCCAUAUAUGUCCAGGACAUGUUUGCAUGGCGGUCUGUCCUCUGUGAGAGCAGAUGUAAAUAAAAUGUUUUGUUAGUUGGAGUAUAAUGUGUUAACUUUUGCUGAAGUGAAGACUGUAUCCAGUCUUAAAGGGUAACUUUGAUAUUUUUCAACCUGGACCCUGUUUUCUGACAUUUAUGUGUCUAAGUGAUUAAUUUGAACAACAGUUCUUUUAAAUGAUCCAGUAUUUAGCGAGAGCGCUGCAGCCAGCAGUGGCGAAACAGGCUGCAAUGUGACCAUUCAAGCAUGUUCACACCUUUGAUUUACGUCCACUAGAAGUGCUUGUUUUUGUCACUGACAGGCUCAGAUUGUUGUUAUAAGUGUCUGACAACAUUUGGAAAGGAUCCCUACAGAGACAGACUUCUUUGUUAAAGAGAAAUAUCAUUUUUGUUUACUCAGAAACAGCCCCAAAAUUGCUGCCAUCAAACCCACCAGACUCCAAAAAAAACAAAUAGUACUUUUAUCAUUAUGAAACACACUUCACUCAAAGUCGACAGAAACAACGUAAAACUCACAAAAAAGAUCUUGCUUGAUCUUUCCACAGUUCAAACAAUCACCAACCAACUUACUGGUUGAAAUCAACCCUUAAAUCACCUAGUUAGAUGUAAAAACAGCCCCUGACAUCGCCAUCGCCAAACCCACCAGACUCCAUUUAAAUAAACAGCAAUUUUAUCAUCGUAAAACACACUUGACUCAAAGUCGACAGAAACAACGUAAAACUCACAAACUAUUUGUUUCGUCUUCCCACUGUCCAAACAACCAUUAACCAACUUACUGGUUAAAAUAAACACCCAGUAAAAUCACCCAGUUAGUUGUAAAAACAGCUCAGACAUUGCCAACAACAAACCAACCAGACUCCAUUUAAAAAAACAGUGUUUAUAGCUUGUAUAGAGUGAUUGCCCCAGUAUGUGUGAACUUUAAAGUGACCGGGUGAAGUAAGAGUUUAUUUAAACCAAACCACAGUUGGUGAUUGUUGUGACAGUGAAAAGAGGAACCAUGACGACUUUUGUGAGAUUUAUUUUGCCUCCUUCGACAUUGAACGAAGUGUGUUUUACAAUUAUAAAAUUAUUAUUUAUUUAAAUGGAGACCGGUGGGGUUAGCGAUAGCAAUUUCGGAGCUGUUUCUAGUAAAACAAAAAGAUAAACCGUUAUUUAAUCAGGUAAGUCACAUUGAGAUCAAGCACUUUAAUUGGACAUAAAUCGAUGGUGCCAAAUACCCAGAGUGGUUCCAUUGCAGCCUGUUUGACUGCUGCUGCUACAAAAUUUCUCUCAACAUGGGACCAGUUUCAAACAUUGUUGUUCCGAUUACUCACUAAAACACAACGUGUGUAAAAACGAAUCCAGGUUGAAAAAUCCCAAAGUUUGUCCUUUAAAGCAAACAUCUCAACCCAAAGGUUUCGUUCAUUUAAUUUUCCGACACAGUGUAAAAGUCCAUGACUUGUAUAAAUGCUCACAUAAGAGAGCCAAAGAAAAGGCUGUGCUUUUACCUCAGCUUGAAGAUGUGAAAAACACCAUGUGUGUGUGUGUGUCCAGUGCUGUGGCAUGAAUGUGAAUGUGUGUCUGUUAUUGUGUGUUUGUAAAUGUAUCUGCAGUAUUUUCCCCCCAUGUGUGUCUGGGGACUGAAGUGAAGCUACAUGUUGCUAAAGCUAAUUGAAUGUAAUAUUGUUAUCAAAAGGGAAUGUAAGAUUUGGUAAUAAAUGGUUACCUGUUA
Messenger RNA from Epinephelus fuscoguttatus (brown-marbled grouper), 3492 nucleotides. RefSeq names its product prostaglandin E2 receptor EP1 subtype-like. Gene Ontology annotation, molecular function: prostaglandin F receptor activity; prostaglandin E receptor activity. Gene Ontology annotation, biological process: inflammatory response; adenylate cyclase-activating G protein-coupled receptor signaling pathway; positive regulation of cytosolic calcium ion concentration. Gene Ontology annotation, cellular component: plasma membrane. The transcript has 3 exons. The coding region runs from base 256 to 1407 and encodes 383 amino acids. The record is from RefSeq and is a predicted model, not a curated record. Lineage: Eukaryota; Metazoa; Chordata; Actinopteri; Perciformes; Serranidae.